CAAAUUACAGAUGAUGAUAGCUGAUGUUACAGAUUUUUUUUUAUUUAUUUAAAGUCGGCAAUUCUAGAUAUUUUUUAUUGAAAUUUAUAUAACAAAUACAGUAAUAUGAAUUCUAAUACAUUAAAUAUUUGGAAUUGUAACAUUAUAUAUUUUGUAUUAAUUAUUAUUACUUAUUUUUGUGAUCCUACCGAUAGUGGAGCAGUUCAACUUACACAACAAAAUGUAGAUACAACUUUGGCUUUCAAUGAACUGGUAUUUAUAAAUUUUUAUGCUGAUUGGUGUAGAUUUAGCAAUUUACUUAUGCCAAUCUUUGAUGAAGCCGCUGAUGCUGUUUCUAAAGAAUUUCCGGAGCCUGGAAAAGUUGUAAUGGCGAAAGUAGAUUGUGAUAAGGAAAGUUCUAUUUCUUCUAGAUUUCAAAUUUCAAAAUACCCUACAUUAAAAAUUAUACGUAAUGGUCAACCGGCGAAAAAAGAAUAUAGGGGGCAGAGAUCAGUAGAAGCAUUUACUAGUUUUAUUAAAAAACAAUUAGAAGAUCAUGUUAGAGAAUUUAAGGAGUUAAAAGAGCUGGGUACUUUGGAGUCUAAUAAACGAAUUAUUAUAGGAUAUUUUGAUCGACGAGACCAACCAGAAUACAAUAUUUUCCGACGCGUUGCCACCAAUCUCAAAGAUGAUUGUCAAUUUCACGUUGGUUUUGAAGAAGCUUCAAGGCAAAUGCACCCACCCGGUCAACCGAUAAUUGUUUUCCGGCCGGACAAAGACCGUUCUAACGACCUAGACGAAACCUAUCCAGGAAGUUUAAACAAUUUCGAUGAAUUGCAUAUAUGGGCGUCGGAAAAAUGCGUGCCUUUAGUUAGAGAAAUUACCUUUGAAAAUGCGGAGGAAUUGACUGAAGAGGGUUUACCGUUUUUAAUCCUUUUCCACUCUCCUGAUGAUAAAGAAAGUAUUAAGCAAUAUAAUGAUAUUGUACAUAAUGAGCUUCUAGUUGAAAAACAGACCAUGAAUUUCCUCACAGCCGAUGGUAAAAAAUUCGCCCAUCCCCUACAUCACUUAGGCAAAAGCGAAAAAGAUCUACCUCUCAUAGCUAUCGAUAGUUUCCGACAUAUGUACCUGUUUCCCGAUUACAAAGAUAUUCAUGUACCUGGAAAAUUGAGAUCGUUCAUAAAGGACCUACAUUCUGGAAAAUUGCACAGAGAGUUUCAUUACGGUCCUGAAACCGAUUCUGAUACGGAAAAACAAGAUCAAACGACACCUCCUGAUAGUACUUUCAAAAAAUUAGCUCCAUCCAAAAAUAGAUAUACACUGCUUGACAAAGAUGAACUGUAGAUAAUUAUUAUUUUAAUGAAUUUUUGUUUUUUAUUUCUAGUGUUUUUUUUUUUGUAUUAAUUUUGGUCUAAUCGUAUUGGUGAAAAAAAAUAUACAAAAAGUG
Messenger RNA from Psylliodes chrysocephalus, 1426 nucleotides. The record is from the annotation of a GenBank genome assembly. Lineage: Eukaryota; Metazoa; Arthropoda; Insecta; Coleoptera; Chrysomelidae.